CAAACCACCCCCCCCCCCCCCCAAAAAAAAAAAAGAAAGAAUCUGAGAGAGAGAAACAAACAGGGUCCAAGAAAUGCGGACGAUACCGUUGGGAAUAUCAGCAGCAUCCCCAACCUCCUUAAACAGCUCCUUCCUCAACAGUCUCAACCUCAACAGACCAAACCCUCUUGUUCCUCUUACUAGUUCCACUUCUUCCAGGGUUCCUGUUCCUGUUUCUGUUCCUGUUCCUGCCUACACUUCCCCUGAUGACCUCUCUUUCCUUAACUUCUCCAAAUCUGGAGUUUGCAGAGCCAGUCAAGUGGCUGAUUUAUUUCCCACGGUGUCUCCUGAGAUUGUGGUCCGGGAGGCGCGGGUAGAGGACUGUUGGGAGGUGGCUGAGACACAUUGCAGCUCCUUCUUCCCCGAGUAUUCUUUCCCCUUAGAUUUUGUUCUGAGGAUUGACCGGCUGGUGGCAAUGCUGGCCGGAUUUUCUUUGCCAAAUGGUUGUAAGAGGACUUGUCUGGUUGCUGUGAUUGGUAAUGCUGGUGAUGAAACGUUCCUCUUCGGGAGGGAUGAUUUUAAGGUUGGCGGUUUUGAUGGGAAGUUCAGUCUCAGUAGGAGGUAUGUGGCUGGAAUAUUGACUGUGGAUACUGUUGCUGAUUUUCUUCCGAGAAAGGGGCCUCUUCGGCAGAGAAGGAAAGGAGUUGCAUACGUGUCAAACGUUGCUGUCCGGGAGAGUUUUCGGCGAAGAGGAAUAGCUAAAAGGCUAAUAGCAAAAGCAGAAGCCCAAGCCAGGAGCUGGGAUUGCCGUGCCAUUGCAUUGCACUGCGACUUGAACAACCCCGGUGCCGUAAAGCUGUACAAAGGCCAGGGUUUCAAAAGCAUCAAGGUGCCUGAAGGAGCAAACUGGCCCCAGCCCAAGACCGGUCCGGAUGUUCGGUUCAACUUCAUGAUGAAGCUUCUGAACCCCAAGAUUUCUGCUUAGACUCCCUUAGGAACAUGUGAAGAAACUAACAAGGGAGACAGACAAAAGAAGAAAACAUUUAGUAAGACAAAAAAGAAAGUGGAAGAAAAACUAGGAUGUUUGAGAAUAGGUUGUAUAUAAUUACACACAAGGAAAGAUGCAUCUGUGCCAUGAACUUGUAUUUUUCAUUGGAUAAAACGCUAAUUUUGUAAAUAUUUGGGGGCAGGUCACGGCAUCCUUUGCCCCAUUGUCUUAUGAAGAGAUAUUUCUGCCUGUUUUAUAGUUC
This is a messenger RNA of Malus domestica (apple), 1229 nucleotides long. Its product is annotated as GCN5-related N-acetyltransferase 4, chloroplastic-like. Gene Ontology annotation, biological process: N-terminal protein amino acid acetylation. Gene Ontology annotation, molecular function: N-acetyltransferase activity. NCBI's taxonomy places the organism in Eukaryota, Viridiplantae, Streptophyta, Magnoliopsida, Rosales, Rosaceae. Gene Ontology annotation, cellular component: chloroplast. The record is from RefSeq and is a predicted model, not a curated record.